This is a messenger RNA of Oldenlandia corymbosa var. corymbosa, 447 nucleotides long. NCBI's taxonomy places the organism in Eukaryota, Viridiplantae, Streptophyta, Magnoliopsida, Gentianales, Rubiaceae. The record is from the annotation of a GenBank genome assembly.
AUGGCAUCCAGAAGAAUUCUCAAGGAGCUUAGAGACUUGCAAAGAGACCCUCCUACUUCAUGCAGCGCAGGGCCUGUAGCUCAGGACAUGUUCCACUGGCAAGCAACUAUAAUCGGUCCGAACGACAGCCCUUAUGCCGGUGGCGUUUUCCAAGUUACCAUCCAUUUCCCUCCUGAUUACCCCUUUAAACCCCCCAAGGUUGCAUUCAGGACAAAAGUCUUUCAUCCCAAUAUAAAUAACAACGGAAACAUCUGCUUGGACAUCCUAAAGGAUCAAUGGAGCCCUGCACUUACCAUAUCCAAGGUUCUUCUAUCCAUAUGCUCGCUGCUCACAGAUCCAAACCCAGAUGAUCCGCUUGUCCCAGAAAUUGCUCAUAUGUACAAAACUGACAGAAGCAAGUAUGAUUCCAUGGCCCGCGGCUGGACCCAGAAGUAUGCCAUGUGCUGA